Molecule: messenger RNA, 4413 nt
Organism: Bemisia tabaci
Lineage: Eukaryota; Metazoa; Arthropoda; Insecta; Hemiptera; Aleyrodidae
Source: RefSeq, a predicted model, not a curated record
ACAUUCAGCGUGUGAUUGCGGUGUGAGUUGACACAAGUUUACAAGUUCCAAGUCCCUCAUUCUCUUUUCUUCGGCUACCUUCGGAUUGUAAAAAUGAAUCAUACUAAGGACAGGCAUCAAAGAUCUCAGUUCCCUGCAAACAUCACUGUUGACAAUUUGGAAGCUCCACCCGAAGAAGCAUUGAAUGUGGAUCUGAAAGAGGUUGUCAUACCUGGAGUCUAUCCAGACAAACUCAAUGGUGAUUCCUUAGAAAAUCGAUGCCGUGAUAACACCUCAAGAGAAGGAGGACCUCCUGCUUGGGCACCUUUUGGGGAAAAAAUAAAUAAAGAUUCUUUGAAGGUAACUAAAGCAAGUGCUCCUGUGAAAGAUGAAAAGAAGAACCCCACCUUUGAUUUACAGCGAAAAGAUGCAAUUCUAACCGCAACACGCUCGUCUCAUCCCAAAAAAACCAACGUUGAAGAAAAGAUGAAAUCAGAAAAGAACGGAAAAAACUACAGAGAUCAGUUUCAGAGACAAAAUCAUAAUAAGGCUGAAACUGGAUCACUUAGUCAACUGGGUCGAAAAUCUGCCCCAUCCAAACACACAACUGUCAAUAGUAGGUCAUCUGAUAAAGAUCCUAAUGAUUGCCCCUCCCGGUCUCAAAGUAAUAAUAAUAACAGUUAUCAAUAUCGAAAGAUUUCUCCGAAACAUAGCGCACCCAAAGAACCAAUAAAAAUUGCUCAGAAAGAACAGCCAGUGCAACCCAAGCAUGAUCCUAUGGAAGAGGUUGCACAGAUGAAAUCUAGUUUUCAUGAGUCUUCGCCUCCUAUAUCUAGUUUUCAUGAACAGUUUUUACAGCCACCACCGAAUUUCACCAAUUGUCAUCAGGAAACUGUGCAGUCCAAUCCAAAAGGAUUUUCCAAAAGUAGCUAUCCAAAGAAUCAAUCAAAUAUAACAACAUCUCUUGAUGCUGUGACAGACUCUGCCACUUUUCCCAUUCCAAGCCAGUCAUUUACUGCUAGUAGUUUUUCUAAUAACUUAUCAAAUCAGUCAUUCAAUCAAAAUGACUAUUACAUUCAGAAUUCUGUCUCAUUAAGUGCAAAAAAUGAGUUUGACUAUACAAGCUUACCUUUGUCAAGUCAAUCUGUCGUACCAUUUCCUAAUAGUCAGUACGCCUCAGAUGUAAAUCACAUCCAAAACUAUGGAAACCCCAGCUACUUUGAGCCAUCCUUACAGCCGCCCUUACCAACUUUAAAGAAAAAUGACUUUGCUGAAAAUUGCAUACCAUCACAGGCUCUAGUCUUCUCCAGCAGUUCAUUCUCUGAUGGACGGACGCAGAAUUCCAUCCCGCGAUAUAUACCAAGCUCGUAUAAUCCUAUGAAAGGACCAUAUGGAAGAACUCAGUUCAGUGAACCACCCCCUAAUACCUUCAAUUCUCAUACGUAUAGAAGCAAUACAGUAGAUGGAUCUUUACAAAACUGGAUUCCACAUGUUGAGACUGAAAAUGAAAUCCAGCCGUACCUGUAUAUGAAAACAAAUUAUAAUGUGGUACCCAGUCAAAGUCCUCCGGUUCAGUUGGAAUAUGAUAACCAGACUCAGGUCUAUGGCAGGAGUAACUUCUGUGGUACAAAUAAUGAUUCACAGAAACGUCAGAAUGAAUGUGCACCUUCAUACCAAAUUAAUACUAAUAACAGCAACGAAUCGUUGCAGUAUCGAGCUCGAAAAUUUGAUGAUAAUACUGUUCCUCAGCCAUACACCUACAACAGAGGAAGUCAUUUUUCUGAGGGAGCGUUUCAUCGUAAGAACAAUGAUGAAGCCCACAGAGGAUCUCAGAGGCAAUAUAUCAGACCUCUAUCCAAGCCAAAUCAGCAACCAAGAGCCCCGAAUAUGCGAGGAGCCCGCGGUCGAGGAUUCUCGCAUCCCCGUCAGCCUCGGUUUUCCAGUCCUACUUCACAGCCUGGUGUUCUGUCUGAGUAUUUCGAUACUAAACUUCACAUAAAUACAGGGUAACUUGCCCAACACGAGCUCUCCAUGGAGCAUCCUUUCUUCUCAAGUCGGAGUUAAUUGCUCAAAUUUUUGACUGAAAUCAUUCCUCCAUCCUUAUGUUUUCUUAAUUUAACCAUGAAAGGGUUCUCAAGAAUAUUCGCAAGUAAAACCUAAAUUUUGUUAUUUUUUUGUCAUCAAGGAGAUUGCCCAGAAUUAUCAGUUUCUUGCUGGGAUUUGUAAAGCCUUUAGCAAGUCCUACACUAAACCUGAUUGCCCCCCCCCCCCAGUAUCCUUGGUUGAAAGCCCUUGUAUUCUACAUACUUAACUUAGUUAUUUUAUUUACUGCUGUUCGAAACUAGGGACUCUUUUUUCUGGGGUAUCGACUUCCAAAAUGUUGUAUAGCUGGCAGAAAAUUAAGGCUUCCGCCUAAGAAGAGGAAGGAUUAAUUUUUAAUGCAUUCGAACAGGUCUUAAAAAUGAAGAAUAUCUGGAAGGCCUCAAAAGUUCUAAAGGUCCUUGAUUUUACCACUAGCUACAACUUUGGGAAAAGUCCUUGAUUUUAGUUUUCUAAAGUUUUCAUGUACCUACCUACUUGCUUUAAAAUAUAUUUUCUAGCAUUCCACUCAUUUCCAUUAAUUUAAUCUUAAUUUUGUCUCUAAAUUUUAAAUUUCAAAAACUGUCGAUGAUAUAGGCAUGCGAGCGGCUGAACGUUGCAAUUUUGACUUUCAUGCUUGACUUUCUUGUCUGAUUUCUACUCAUGUGCUUCCAGUUUUGGUUUUUUCUUGAUUGUAACUAACUUUCCAAAAUCUCUUUGAAUCAAAUUCAUUGUGUUUUAAAAACCAUAGUUUAAGAUGCUUGUCUGAUAGGGAUCUUAAAAACUACUGUUCCCACUUCCAUUGGACUUGUUUUAAUGAAAGCUGCGUAUGUUUUUGCAGUUUUGUUCUCUUCAAUUUUUUCAGCCAGUGUUGUGUUAUUUCUCCCAAUUUCCUUUGACAUAGCGACUUCUAAAGCGCCAGAUACACCUACGAGCUAGAAGCUAGUCUUGAGCGGCGAGUAGGCCUUCGGUCGUGUUCGGCAAUCUUCGUAACCAAUCAGAUUGCAACUCGCCGCCAGUAACUCGCUCAAAGAAGGAUGGAACCCUACGUUUCGCGGCAAUACGCGCGUCUAGCCUGCAGGUGUAUCUGGCGCUUAAGGUUUGGUAUCCUUGAUCAGAGAAAUUUUGGAAUGUUUGUCAAAAUAUUGGAAACCAAAAGGUGCUGGCUUUUCUAGGGAUCAAAAAGUAGGCUUGAAGUAAAUUGGUCGAGAAACUCGAGAGAUCCAAAGAGAACAAGCAUCUCAAGCCGUUUAGUCGAAUAUACCAUAGUGCAAAAAGAGGAAAAUUUUACAACAUUCGUAGCAAAAUGUAAAAAAAAAAAAAACAAAAAAAAAAAAAUUUGGGCACAUUCGCAGAUUAGGGGCUUUCUUUUAAAAUAACCCUCAAGUGAAUCAGUUGGCUAAUUUUUAAGAGUAGAAGUGGACAAUCAGCUCAAGUUAUAGAUUUUAAAACAAAUUCGAUCAAUUUAAAAGAAAUUGCGCAACUUUAAUUCCAAACAAUCAAAAACUGUAGGCUGAGAACACCUGUAAAGAUCAAAAUUUUCCUAUAUGACAAAUGUGAAGUAAGUCCAUCAUCUAGUUUCCAAGUUUGAAGAUGGACAAUAAUGUUGAGCAGCAGAGUCGAAAAUGUAUUGAUUUGAGCUGCGAGAUGUGUAACGACAAAUGUGAAAAUCGAAAAAUCUAAGUCCAAAGGCUCAUCUACAAUUCAAGAACGCUCUUCAAAAAUUCUGAGGUAAAUUGGUCAGGUAAUUUCGGAGAUAAGAAUCGAUAAGUCUAAUUGUCUUAGUGUAAUAAUUAACAUUUAAUUGACACUCUCACUCAAAUCCUGUCCAAAUACCUAUUUGUGUAUAUUGACGCAUCAUCAUAUUUAUAAUUCAUUAAAUGAUUUCUCAUCAUGAUAUUAAGACACCGAAACAUAGCGCUUAUAUGCAUAGAAUUGAAUCCAUUAUCCAGUGGUUAAUUAUUUUGCAGCAAAAUACAGCGUUAUGACACUUUUUUUAAUGUAAAGAAAAUUGGCAUUGUGAAACUUUUAAAUAUCGCCAAGAAUAUUUUCCGGAAAUAUUUUACUGAAAUUUAUAAGCAUGUGGGUUCCGAGUUUCUCCUCUAGAAUGAUGAAAAUUAAUUAAGGCCUAACAUUCACUCUCUUUAAAUCAGGAAGAUAGACUCAGAAUUAAAUCCAUUUUUCCGUUUGCUGUCAAAGUGUCUCUUCUUUUUCUUUCUUUUUUAUUCCUUCUCACAGUUGUGAUCUAUAUUUGAUGCCCGAGGUGCAUGAAAGAUUCAUAGACUAUUGAAUUAAAUAUUUGUGGUACAUGUUUUUGCAUUUCACGUUUUUAAUAAACUCACCUUCUCUCAAGAA